Messenger RNA from Clarias gariepinus (North African catfish), 1808 nucleotides. RefSeq names its product MPN domain containing (gene mpnd). The record is from RefSeq and is a predicted model, not a curated record. Gene Ontology annotation, molecular function: polyubiquitin modification-dependent protein binding; metallopeptidase activity. Gene Ontology annotation, cellular component: BRCA1-A complex; BRISC complex. The coding region runs from base 276 to 1655 and encodes 459 amino acids. The transcript is spliced from 13 exons. Lineage: Eukaryota; Metazoa; Chordata; Actinopteri; Siluriformes; Clariidae. Gene Ontology annotation, biological process: double-strand break repair.
CCAGACCACUUCCGUAUUAAAAAAUGCUGACGCAUAAAUAACGCGACGGCGAAAACGGUAGCCAUGGCUACGUUCCAAACCGCGCACUACCGUAUUAAAGUGCAUGGGAUAAUGAUGAAGCGGCUUUAUGGGUGACGCGGCUGUUCUGGUCUGCUAUUUAGUAGGCUAGUGUGCGGUUUGGGACGGAGCCCGUGAGUAACCGCUUUCAUACAAAAGGGGGAAAAAAAACAAGCGUAUGAAUUAAUAGGAGAAAUAAAAGCGACGAAUUUGGUGAAAUGGGUUCCGAGCCACCGUCCUCGCCUCAGCUGGUGGACGAAGGAGUGGACGAGGAUGACGAGGAGCUGAGCGGGGGAGAAGAAGCCGAGCUCCGGGUGUCUUCAGGACGAGGCUCGGUGCUGACUCGGAGAGGAAUCACACUACGCGUGCUGCUUAAAGACGGCCUGGUGGAGCCGGGAGACGCCGUCCUGUCCAUACACUACCUGGGAAAGAACUUUGUGGGCGACCUGCUGACCGACGGGAAGAUCCGCUGGGUGGAAACGGGGCAGAUCUUUAACUCGCCGAGCGCCUGGGCCACACACUGCAAGCGCCUGGUGAAUCCUGCCAAGAAGUCGGGAUGCGGCUGGGCGUCGGUUCGUUACCGCGGGCAGAAACUGGCCCAGUAUAAAACCAGCUGGCUGCAUAAAUACCAGCCCAGUGCUGACAUGAGCCUCGCCAGUGAAGGAGAGGACGACGAGAUGGGAGACGAGGAAGAGGACGAGGGCAAGGCCACUAUCGCGACAGACGAAAGAAACCGGAAAUCCAAGCUAGAGUACCACGAUGUCAGUGUGGUUCACAGGAGAGGAGACCGAGAGAGAAUCCCUGUCAGAUACUGCACACUGGGAACCCGAGACAUCGCCAGAGAUCCUCACACGCUGGUGGAGCUGUCCGCCUUCUCCGCCAUCAACCGCUUCCAGCCGUUUAACGUCGCCGUCUCCAGCAACGUUCUGCUGCUCAUGGACUUUCACUGUCACUUGACCACGAGCGAGGUGGUGGGCUACCUGGGGGGCCGAUGGGACACUACAACACAGCUGCUGACGGUUUUGCGAGCGUUCCCGUGCCGCACGCGGUUGGCUGACCGAGACGCCGCGCCUGCUGUAGAGGAGGAGAUUUGUCAGAACCUGUUCAUGAGAGGGCUCUCGUUGGUGGGCUGGUACCAUAGUCACCCUCGAGGCCCCGCCCUCCCGUCACUGCAGGACAUCGAUUCGCAGAUGGACCACCAGCUCCGCCUCCAGGGCAGCAGCAACGGCUUCCAGCCCUGCCUGGGCAUCAUCUGUGGACCUUAUUACCAUGGCAACCAGGGUGUGGCGUCGACCAUCACGCCGUUCUGGGUGGUUCCUCCUCCGGAACAAAGGCCGAAUGAUUACGGUAUCCCAGUGGCAGUGGAAGUCACAUACGUGCAGGACAACUUCCUCACCACAGACGUCCUCAAUGAAAUGAUGAUGCUGGUGGAGUUUUAUCGAGCAGCUCCUGACCUGGUCAAUUUUAAUCAGAUGUGGUGUUCCGAUACGUCGAUACUGGAGAAAAUGAAGGCAUCCCUGAGUGGCCACGCCCCCAAAGACCAGGCCUACUCUCAGAUCCUAGAGCACGUCUACAACCAACUGCGCAACAUGCAGUGAUGGAAAGUUCUCUCUCUGUUCUGCUGUGUGGGAUCAGAGGAGAUCCCCCUUUGAUCUGAUACAUACACAUACAGGACAGAAUAGAAACACUGAGGAGCUGAGUGCUGAGUCCUGUAUGAUCAUGACUGCCUCAUUAAACACACACACACACAC